Messenger RNA from Sus scrofa (pig), 5968 nucleotides. It is a transcript of the gene CALHM5, whose product is annotated as calcium homeostasis modulator family member 5. Lineage: Eukaryota; Metazoa; Chordata; Mammalia; Artiodactyla; Suidae. Gene Ontology annotation, cellular component: plasma membrane. The record is from RefSeq and is a predicted model, not a curated record. Gene Ontology annotation, molecular function: monoatomic cation channel activity.
AUAAGAGCAAAGCAUUUUCCCUUUGUGUAUGUCCAACAUGGAUGCUUUUCAGGGGAUUUUAAAAUUCGUCCUCAACCAGAAAACUGUUAUUGGCUACAGCUUCAUGGCUCUGCUGACCGUGGGAGGUGAGCGUCUCUUUUCACUCGUGGCUUUUAAGUGUCCCUGCAGCACAGAGAAUGUGGUCUACGGCUUGGUUUUCCUUUUUGCUCCUGCCUGGGUGUUACUGAUCCUGGGGUUCUUUCUGAACAACAGGUCCUGGAGACUUUUCACAGGCUGCUGUGUGAAUCCCAGGAAAAUCUUCCCCAGAGGCCACAGCUGCCGCUUCUUCUAUGUCCUCGGUCAGAUCACGCUGAGUUCCUUGGUGGCUCCGACCAUGUGGCUUUCGGUGGCUUUGCUCAACGGGACUUUUUAUGAAUGUGCCAUGAGCGGGACCAGAAGUCCAAAACUCCUGAGGUUGAUCUGCAAGGACAAGCCCAAAGAGUGCUGGAACGAGCUUCACAAAGUAUCUUGUGGGAAAACCAGCAUGACCUCCACGGACAGCGAAGAAUUGAAACUGUCCCUGCAAGCCCAGUCCCAGAUUCUAGGAUGGUUCCUGAUCUGUUCAGCAGCUUUCUUCUCCCUACUCACCACAUGUUAUGCUCGCUGCCGAUCAAAAGUUAGCCACCUGCAGCGGAGUUUUUGGAAGACAUAUGCACAAAAGGAGAAGGAGCAGCUGGAAAAUACACUUCUGGACUAUGCCAAAAAGUUGAGUGAGAGAAACCUGAAAUGCUUCUUUGAAAACAAGAGGCCGGAUGUCUUCCCCCUGCCCACCUUUGCUGCCUGGGAGGCUGCUUCAGAGCUGCAUUCUUUCCACCAAGGCCGGCAACACUAUAGCACCCUCCACAGAGUGGUGGAGGAUGGUCUGGAACUUAGCCCCCAGGAGGAGGAAACCACACUGGGGCUGGCAGAUACGGCCCACAAUGUGUAGUCACCCACCAUCACCGACUCACCAUGUCCACACAUCUUUCUGCUGAGUCAACAGCUACCUGAGCAUCUCUGCCUUUUCUCAUAGGGAGUCUCCCUUCCUUCCUCCCCUCCCCUCCCCCUUUCUUUCUUCCUUCCUUCCUUCCUUAUCUUCCUUCCUUCCUUUCUCUCUCUCUCCCUUUCUUUCUUCCUUCCUUCCUCCCUCUCUCCCUCCCUCCUUCUCUCUCUCUCUCUCCCUUUAUCUUUCUUUCUUUCUUUCUUUCUUUCUUUCUUUCUUUCUUUCUUUCUUUCUUUCUUUCUUUCUUUCUUUCUUUCUUUCUUUCUUUCUUUCCUCUCUCUCUCUCUCUCUUCUUUUUAGGGCCACACCUGCAGCAUAUGGAAGUUUCCAGGCCAGGGUCAAAUCAGACCUUUAGCUGCUGGCCACAGCCACAGCCACCCCGGAUCAGAGCGGCAUCUUCUACCUACACUGCAACUCUCGGCAACACCGGAUCCUUAACCCACUGAGCGAGACCCGGGAUCAAAUCCCCAUCCUCACGGACACUAUGUCAGGUUCUAAACCCACUGAGCCACAAUGGGAACUGCUGGAGUGUUUCUUUAUAAGACAAUGUCACAAAGGGAAGCAGCUUUAUAGCUCCCAACUGCAGACAGUGUCAAGUUCUCAAACUGAUGCUGAGUGUCUGGCAAGGAUGGUGACAAAGAUGCUCUUGCCUUGGUUGGGGGUUGGACUCUGUGACUUCAUGUUCUAAGAUUUUAAUGAUUGACAGUGAGACUCAUGCAAGAAGGUUUGCCAUGCUAUGUAAACAUGGUCAUGACAUUUGGGGGAGCAGUGGUGACUUGUGUGUAACUGGUAUUCUUAACAGACUGCUAUAUAGCAGGAUCUGUGGUGUGGUCAGUGGAAAUCCUCGCCCUGUAAAUCUAUCCUACUGCCUUUCAAGGAUGUAUGACAUUCUACAACUUGAAAUUAAUUUCUUGGAAUCUGAAGACACAGGUUCUCAAAAGUGAGACAUUGAAAGAUAUGAUGCCUAAAAUUUAGGGCUUUUCACCUGUUUCCUCUAUGCACUGAAAGUAAACCCCUGCAAUCAAGGCUAUAUUGUGACUUUUGUGGGCUCUUAGCACUUUUGCCUUCAGGGACCCACUUCUACAUUAAAAAAUACACAUGUGCACAUACACACAAUCACAUGCACACAUAUACAUGCAUAAAUAUUUAUGACUGUAUUGAUAUAAGAGCAUAGGUUAAGUUAAAUUUUUUUUCAGUCUUAAAGUUCAUUUAUUUCCUUGUGACUUUACAAGAAACUAAAAACACUUUUGUGGGUCCUUACAGAAUGAAAAUUUUGUAUUCUAUUAUAUAGUAGUUUAAAUAUAUAUGUAUAUUAAUUCCCUCUAAAUCUCUGAGUGGAAUCGAUAUUUAAGGAAGAGGCAUCAUGUUUUAUGCUGUGGCUCACAUCUUAUGCCAUGGAGAGUCCUUGCCUCCUAGUUGGAGAAUCCUGGGGAUAAAGUCUUUAUUACCAUGGAACAUUAUCCCAAAUUGGGGAAAGGACCUAAUAGGUGUAAUACCUGGAACACAUCCUUGGGAACUUGAAAGUACAGAAUCAGGGUGUGUGUGUGUGUGUGUGUGUGUGUGUGUGUGUGUGUGUGUGGUGGCAGGAAGAGUGGGAAGUAGGGGCUGUGAGGUUGCAGUAUUUGAAAUAUAAUUUGGGUUUUAAACAUGGCAUGUGAUAAAUAUUUAACAACUGGCUCUCGGAAGAAAAAAAAACAAAACCCGAUUUGAAGGGUUUGCCAAUUUCUAUGGUACAGUUUCAAGUUACCAAGGUGAUGACACUGAAGACAGAGUUAGCACUGAAGAGAAGCUAAGUAUGGGCUCUACGAGCCAGUAUAAACUUUCCAAUAAUGCUUUAUACCUAGCAUUUUUUUUUUACACUUACUUUGAUUCUAGCCAAACCAUCUCCAAUGCAUCUUUGGUGCAUCUGAGUUUUACUGCAAUAAAAUCUAACCAUGGUAUAUUAAAUAUAGCUCAAUGGCUCCACUUGAGAGAUGUAGUCUUUUCCCCUUCUCCUUGAAUUUGGCCUUAACAAACCAAUAGAAUGUAGGAGAAGUGAAGUCAGAUUGCAGAGCAAUUGAAGAAUAUGCCUUGGUCUCUGGCAAUGCUCAGCCUGGCAAAAUCCAGCCACCAUGAGGAACUCCAAUUAUCCUAGAAGGCCCGGGCUCUGAAGAAAGCCAAACUAGUCAAGAAGCGGGUGAGGAGAGGAAGAGAGAGUGUGUGUGUGUGAGAGACUACUGGUAUGUGGCCAUCCCCAACUGUUCCAGUCAUUCUAGGUUAGGUGCCAGGCAUGUGAGUGAAGAAGUUAUUUUGGACAUUACAGCCUCAAUAGACAUGACAUGAAGAAUGACCAUGGAACCCAACCAAUGGCCAGAAAAAAGACCCUAGAUCUACAGUCCAGAUGAAGACAUUUCCAUUAGUCCAGACUUAUGAACCACUCUGUCUGAGGCUGCAGACAUUGCAAAAGGAUUCCCUCUAUGUCCUGUCCAAAUCCCUGAUCCAGAAAAUCAUGAACUUAAAUAAAAGUGUGUUGUUCUAAGCCAUCACAUUUGGGAACACUAUGAAUUAAGACAGCCUGAACCACUAAUACAUAAAAACCAGAAUUUAUUGAGAGAGAAAUUAGGGACAAAUUGAAUUUAUACAUAGAUUUGUACAAAUAUUCUCCCUAUGCAUAAAUUUUUCCUUAAUAAUUUUUUCCCUCUUGAUUCCAGUUAAGCACUCUAUUGUCUAUGGAAUGAUCUGAUAGAUGCUGAAUAGGUACCUCUUCAGACUAGUUACAUCAAUGCCUGAAAUUCAUUUUUAAUGAUUUUUGGUUAAAUUUGGUUUGAGAGGAACAUAUUGCUAUGGGUUGAUUCAGUUUAGAAUAAACAUAUUGCUGAGAGGAGUAGCAUAUUAUUUAUCAUUAACACGUAGAAAAAAAUGAGAGUGGAGGGUCCAGGAUAAGUUAGCCUUGAGUAAGCUAGAAAGAGAGGAGUCUUCUAGUCUUACUCCUCAAAGUGUUUUCUUCAGACCAUCAGCAUCAGUAUCACGGGGGAGCUUGUUAGAAAUGCAGACUCAAACCCCAUCCUGGACCUGUUGAACUAAGCCUGAAGUUUAACUAGAUCUUAGCUGAUUCCUAUGCAACUUAAAUUUUAGAAGUGCUGGAGUGGUGGUUCUCAAGCUUUAACACAUGUCAAAAUCAUCUGGAGGGCUUGUUAAAAUAUAGCUUGCUGAGUCCCUGUCUGAUUGUGUAGGUCUGAGGUGAUGCAAGAUAAUUUGCCUUUGUAACAAGUUCUCAGGUGAUGCUAUUGCUGGUCUAGGGAUCAUGUUUUGAGAACAAUUGCUCUAAAGCACAAAGUAGGUCAUGCUGGGGAAGACUGGCUAGAAGAAAAUAAGAAUCGUGGGGCCUACCCAGAUCUGCUGAAUUAGAAUUUAAGCUGUUAUCAACCUGUCUGAGAACAUGGAAUGACUUCCCAUAUAUUUUCUAUUUACUCAAGACUACCUUUCAUCUUUUAGGGAUAUUUUUUGGCCACACCCAUGGGAUGUGGAAGUUCCCAGGCCAGGGAUAGAACUCGCCCAAGUUGCUGCAGUAAAAUCGCUGGAUCCUUAACUUACUGUGCUACCAGGGAAUUCCUUAGGGAUAUUUAAAAAUUUUCCUUAUAUGUUUUGCAAGUGUUGUGCAUUUGUAGUUAUUCUUCUUUGCUGCUAGUAUAAAUGGUUUCUUUUUUCCAUGAUAUUUUCCAAGUAAUGGUUAUUCGAGUACACGAAAAAGCUAUUAUUUUAUCAUAACAAUUUUAUCUCUAUCUUCCGAUUUUUUAAGUUAUGUUAUUCUUUGUAGAGAUUUUUAAAAUUAGAAAAUAACUAUUUUGUGGGAUUCCCAUUGUGGCGCAGUGGAAAUGAAUCUGACUAGGAACCAUGAGGUUUCGGGUUUGAUCCCUGGCCUCGCUCAGUGGGUUAAGGAUCUGGCAUUGCUAUGAGCUCUGGUGUAGGUCGCAGACAUGGCUCAGAUCCGGAGUUGCUGUGGCUCCGGUGUAGGCCGGUGGCUACAGCUCCAAUUAGACCCCUAGCCUGGGAAUCUCCAUAUGCUGCAGAUGCGGCCCUAAAAAGACCAAAAAAAAAAAAAAAAGAAAAGAAAAGAAAUUAACUAUUUUGCAAUCCCUAAUGACAUAAUGGACCUAGAUAAUAAAUAAUGAAUUCUAAACCACUAGGAGAAGGUAAGACGGUGAGGAUCUUGCAACUUGAAGCCACUCAUCUGUCUUAGCAUCCCUAAUAAUAGGACAACCCCAUAUUAUGUGCCUCCUAACACUAUGCAAUGCAAGAGUAAGUACAUAGUACAACUCGUGAAAUAUUGUUUCCUAAAAAAUUAAUCCUGAAUCAAAUCAAAUAUUAAGAUCUUACAACUAGUUUACAGGGGAUAUAGGCAAAAGAAAGUAAGUUAAUUAGCACCAUGGGGAAGCAAUCAAAUAAAUCUAGAACAUAGGACGUGCCAUUUGGCAUAUGACCCAGUUUUCCACAGACCAAUGGCAUUAAAAAAAAAAAAAGAUUAAAAAAGAAAUACAAAACAUAGUAACCAAAAGCAACACAAGGCCUUAUUUGUAUGCCGCUUCAAAUAACCAACUGACACAGGAUAUCUUUGAGAUAUUUAGGGAAAUACAAAUGGCUAUUAAAUGGGUAUGAGAUGAUUUCAGGGGAUUGUUCAUUUUGAUGUAUAUGAUAAUAGCAUGUUGGUUUACACUUUUUUAAAAUGUCCUUACCGGCUAGAGAUGUAUAUUGAAAUAUUUGUGAAUUACCAUAAUGUCUAGAGUUUUCUUUAAAAUAUUUCAGCAUAAAAAGUGGGAAAGCUAAAUGCUGAAACAAUAGCAAAAUAAUGAUAUUUAUUGAGGUUGGAUAGUAGGUACAUGGGACUUAUUACAUGCUCUAUUCAUAGUUGCGUAAAUUUGAAAGUUUUUGUAGUAGUUGUGUAAUGAAAUAAAUUAUGUGGCCACCUCA